This is a messenger RNA of Aplosporella prunicola CBS 121167, 813 nucleotides long. RefSeq lists its product as uncharacterized. Gene Ontology annotation, cellular component: eukaryotic translation initiation factor 3 complex; cytoplasm. The coding region runs from base 1 to 813 and encodes 270 amino acids. The transcript is spliced from 4 exons. The record is from RefSeq and is a predicted model, not a curated record. Lineage: Eukaryota; Fungi; Ascomycota; Dothideomycetes; Botryosphaeriales; Aplosporellaceae. Gene Ontology annotation, molecular function: translation initiation factor activity.
AUGGCACCCAACAAGUGGGACGAAGAGUCCGAAGACGAGAGCCCCGCCGCCCCCGUCGUGCGCCGCGGCAAGUGGGACGACGAAGAGGAAGAGGAUGUCCUCGAGUCGUGGGACGCCGCCGAGGACUCCGAUGCCGAGCGUGAGAAGGCAAAGAAGGCCGAAGAGGCCAAGGCCAAGGCUGAGGCUGAAGCCAAGGCGAACCACAAGUCGAAGAGCCAGCGCAUCGAGGAGCGGAGACAGGAGAAGCUGAGGAGGCGGCAGGCCGAGGAGGACGAGAGCAGCGACGAGUCCGAGGACGAGGCCACCCGUCGUGCCCGCUUGCGGAGGACCGAGCAGGAUGCCGACCUGAAGGCGGCUGAGGACCUCUUCGGCGAGCUGGCUAUCGGUGGUGGCAGCAAGCGUUCUGCUACGAAGCCUGUCACAAUGUCCGACCCCAGCGACCCUGGCAACACGAUCGACCUUUCCACGCUUCCCAUCUUCAACCCGCAGACGAAGGAUCAGUUCCUCAAGCUGCGCGAGACGCUGGCGCCGCUUAUCUCCGCCAAUGCCAAGAAGGCGCAGUACACGAUCUUCAUGCAGGAGUUCGCCAAGAUGAUCUGCAAGGAGAUGCCCAGCGACCAGAUCAAGAAGGUUGCCUCGGGCUUGACGACGCUGUCGAAUGAGAAGAUGAAGGAGGAGAAGGCUGCGGAGAAGGGCGGCAAGAAGAGCAAGGCCGCGAAGACCAAGACCAGUCUGAACGCAGCCCGCGACACUACGUCCAGAGCUGACACUACGGCCUACGACGAUGACUUCGGCGACGACGACUUCAUGUGA